UCGACUUUCAGGAGUAAAAAGUCGAUUUUGGUCGAAAUUCGAAGUGGACUUUGCCAUUCCUAUUUUCGGCAUUUCUAGUUAACUGUUUUGGCUAUAUUGGAAUGUUUACAGAGAGCUUUAAAUAUUUUAAAAGAAAAUCUCCUUUGCCGGACUUUAGCUCUGUAAUUGAUCUCGAUAGCAAACCGUCAACUGCGGAGGUUAGACGAAUAGAUCUAAGUUCUCAAGAUAUAAUUGAGCAUUUUCCUGGUUUAGAACCAGCGAAGAAAUGGCUCUGCUUCGCACUCUCCUCUUCAGGCAUUAUUGUAAUACGGAAUCCAUUCACCUUACAAGGAAAACGUUACUGGAUUAGUCGAUGUGUUCAAGAUUACCCCCGACAUCCAAAUAUAAAUAAUCUUAACCCGCACCUUUUUCCCAACGAUGUAUUAAAAGAUUGGUGGUGUGCUCUUCAAAAAUGUAGCGAUCCAGAUGAAGUUCGUCGAAUGAGCAUUUCAAUGCGGUGGUCUACGCUUGGAUACCACCACGAUUGGGAUUCAAAAAAGUACGCAGAAGAAAAACAUGGUGAAUUCCCGGAAGACCUUGCGUCGCUUAGUGCAUAUUUUGCGAAUGCCUUAGGUUUUCAAGACUAUGAAGCACAAGCAGCUAUUGUUAAUUUUUAUCCAAUAGGCACAACCCUGUCUGCUCAUACUGAUCAUUCAGAACCUAACAGGACGGCGCCUUUAUUUUCGAUAAGCUUCGGACAAACAGCCAUAUUUUUAAUUGGUGGAAAAACGAAAGAAGUUACACCUUUAGCCAUUUACUUACGCAGCGGAGAUGUGCUUGUAAUGUCUGGUGAAUCACGUCUAUUCUAUCAUGCAGUACCCCGAGUAAUGAAAGCUCGGGAUGAACCGUGGAAUAAUUUAGUACCUACAACGACCGCAAAAACUUUACAUCCUCCGAGUUGUAAAAAACCGAAAAUCGGACCCGAAUUUGUAACAGAAAAAAAUGCGUUUGGAAUAGACACAUUGUUGUACCAAAAAGUUGCCGACGAAUCGUACUGGGAACCCUUUAAAAAGUACUUAGAUUUUUCACGUAUUAAUAUUAACGUGCGGCAAGUAUUAAACAAGGACCAAACUUGCCUUCCAACACUAGAAAGUUUAGAAACUAUAGUUGACGGUGAUAAGGAAAUACUCUCAAAUUGUGCAAGGUGAAAAUAUUAGUUGAGCUUAAAAUUUGUUUUACAAU
Molecule: messenger RNA, 1221 nt
Organism: Rhagoletis pomonella (apple maggot)
Lineage: Eukaryota; Metazoa; Arthropoda; Insecta; Diptera; Tephritidae
Gene: AlkB
Product: nucleic acid dioxygenase ALKBH1
Exons: 3
Coding region: 102-1187 (361 amino acids)
Biological process (GO): oxidative RNA demethylation
Cellular component (GO): nucleus; cytoplasm
Molecular function (GO): broad specificity oxidative DNA demethylase activity; oxidative RNA demethylase activity; ferrous iron binding
Source: RefSeq, a predicted model, not a curated record